Messenger RNA from Gryllus bimaculatus (two-spotted cricket), 4896 nucleotides. The record is from the annotation of a GenBank genome assembly. Lineage: Eukaryota; Metazoa; Arthropoda; Insecta; Orthoptera; Gryllidae.
AUCGCCCGGUCGCUGGCAUGUGCGUCGGGAGGAGGCGUGUGUGCGUGUUUGCGUUCGCGUUCGAGCCGGCCGGCGGGCGGCGAGUGUGGAACCGCGCGCCGCGAGGGUUGAUCGUCCGCCCGGGGCAGACAUGCUGAGGCGAUGCGCCGAACACCUUCGCGCUCGUGCAGACGCGCGCUGUCGGGCGCGGGAUUGCUGCUGGCCGGCCUGCUGCUGCUGUCGGCCGCGUGGUCCGACGACGAGUCGUCGGCCGUCAAGGGCAUGGAGUUCCUGCGGGAGUCGCGCGAUGCGCGUCGCUACGUGCGGCCGCUGACGAGCACGGCGCUGCUGACGCCGCCCCCCGGCUCGGCCGCGGCGGCGGCGUGCAACGCGCCCCCCAUGGGGCCCGGGCCCGGCGUCGCCUCGUUCGAGGCGAACGACCCCCUGGCGGCCCAGCUGGCGCCCGCGCCCCCGCUGCGCCUGCUCAUGCUGGUGACGUCGGCGCCCGCGCACCACGAGCGCCGCCAGGCCAUCCGCGAGACGUGGGGCGGCCGCAGCGAGGACGCGCGCCUCGUCUUCGUGCUGGGACGCGGCCCGGAGCCGGCCACCGAACCCUCGUCGGAGGUGAUGGCGGAGGCCCAGCGGCACGGCGACCUCUUGGUGGAGGACUUCACGGACGCGUACUACAACCUGACGCUCAAGACGCUGUUCCUGCUCAAUGGCCGGUGCGCGGUGCCGUCUCGCGUUCUGCUCAAACGGACGACGACAUGCUUCAUCCAACACGCGGCGCCUGGUGCGCGCUUCCGCGGCUGGUGCGCAGGCGCGCGCGGGGCGCCAACGCCGCCUGGGCUCCACGCGGCGCGGCGAGGACGCGGCCGCACGCGCGUGGCGCGCGACCCGACGCGCCCGAGCCCCCGCCCCCGCUUAAUCUUCGCGCUCGUGCACCAUCCACGCGCUCCGCUACGCCACCCAAAUCCAAUGUACCUCCCGCGCUGGCUGUUCCCGGAUGACGUGCUGCCCGACUUCGUGUCCGGGACUGCGUACGUGAUGUCUCGGCCGGCGCUGGAGCACCUGUACUCGGUGGCGCUGAACACGCCGCUGCUGCCGCUCGAGGACGUCUUCCUCACGGGCGUCGUGGGCGGCAGCCGACUCGGCAUCCCGCGGGUGCAUAUAUCUCGCUUCUGGCCACACAACACCGUGUUGAAGCCACCGAAGACGAUGGAUCAUCCGUGUCUGUACCAUCACAUGUUGGCCAUGCACCACUUCACUGCGGAGAAGCUACGGCACCUGUGGAACCCGUUGAUGCGGCUGCAGCCCGCACGACAGUGCGACACGUACCUUAUGCGUUUUCUUGGGCGCCUCUUCAGUCCUGGGUCCUACCAAGUUGUGACAGAUGACCCAUGGUGAUCAUUGCUGCAUUUCUUCCAUGAAACAUACCAGACAUACACCAAACAUACCACAAUUUUUUUUGUGAUUCCAUACAAUGAAAGUGGUCACAAACAAUUUAAUAUGUGAUUUGUGAAAAAUGAUCUUCUGCCGAUGAAGAACAGCAUUUUUGCAGUUUUGUGUACUUACACAAUGACAUAAUUUUUAACUUAUACCAUUUUAUGGUAUAUAAUAUUAUGAGUGUAGUCUUCUUAAGGUAUCCUGUGGUUGAAGUGCCUAGGUGGCUGUCAAAUACACACUUUUUGAGCCAGGGUGUGUUUCACAUAUCUUUGUUUGUCUUGCCAUUAUUUAGUGGACAGGAUCUGGCUUGAAAGAGUGGAUUGCAAUUGUUCUGCAGUGUCAAAUUUUUCAUCCUUGUGUAGUGAAGUUCAAUUGAGUGCGGACAUUUUCUCUUUAUCGCAAGCAUUGGAGUUUUGAUUAUUUCUGUUUACUGCUUGUUUUAGUGAAAUUACCUGACUUUGUGUUGAAUUGAAAGUUUGUUAACUCCAUGAAAAUGAAAUUAAUUCUUCACAAUUUGCCUCUGUCUGUGUGCGUGAGUGUUUUGUAAUGUACCAAACUAUGUAUUUAUUUAUUUAUAUAUUUAUUUCAAGUGGCCAAAAAUUGAUAAUGAUUCUCAUAACUUGUGACAUCAUUACAGCUCUCUGAUUCUUAUAAAGAAUACGAUAAUUGAGAUUGUUUUAUGAGAAUUUUUGAAAAUAUUAGAAAUUAUUGAAUGCAUGAAUGGAAAAAUUGUGAACAUCCUACUUGCAUUUAUUCACACAUAGUUGUAUAUUAGCAUAUUGUUUAUUUUGAGAUUUCAAGAAUGAACUGUUCCUUUUAGCUUAAUGCAAAAUCAAUUCUGAUAUUUUUGGUUACAUUAUUAAGUGUGUGUGUUAUUUUCAUUUGAGAAAGAAAUGAAUUGCAAUUAUUGUACUAUUGUUUCAAAGAAAAGUACGUGACAGACCUGACAUGAAAUCAUAAAGCGAUACUUAGAGUAGAAAAUAGUUGACAAAAGGACUAAAACUCCAUAAACAAACCAAAACUUUAUUUUUCUCAUCGUCUUUUUAGUCCAUUAGCUUGUAAUUCUAUUAUUUUUAAAUUAAAAAUGUUAAGGAAAGUUGGUUGAAUAAAAAGAAAAUAUAUUUUGAAUUAGGCAUGGCAGUUCUUUCAAAUAUUGCACCAAUUUAUUAAAAUAAGUUUAUCAAAUAAUUUACAGUGAAUUAAUAUUACAUUGUUGCAGAGAAACUUUCAUUUUUCACGGGCUGUAGUAAUGCAUUUCUAUUGUUUCAAUGAUAACAUAUGUUUAUUUUUAUGAAAGACGUACUAUAGACUUGUGCUCUGCUUAUUAUGUACUAUACAGUAUUAAACUCAGGUUGUGUAGGAAUGUGCAUUGCAUCAUAUUAUUUAUCCUUUAAACUGUUUACAAAGGUUUAGUGAAUACAUAUAUUGCCAAGAAGUAAAGAGAAGAAAAAUCUACCAAAGAAAUCAGUGUAUUUGAGUGAAAGAAAUCUACAAAUUGGGUAGCCUUUCAUUUGUAGAGGUUCAAAAGAUAAUUUUAAGAGACUCUCAAUGAACGGUGAACUCAUAAUAUUAAUUUCUGGCUUAAGUUUUUAAUUUAUGAUCUUUUAAUUUAAUUAAUGAUUGGAUAUUUAGCUUCAGAGAUUUGAAGACAAAUAAAAUUAUUGGGUUAAUAUUAUAGAAAUGUAAUAUCAUUUCAUAUUUUAGUCCUGUAAAGCUUACUACUGUGUUGAGAUGUGGAUUUAUCAAAAGAUUCAACAUCCUGAGGGUUUUCGUAUCAUUUUGACUAUAAUGUUGCAGCUUUCUUCUGGAUAGAAUAAAUUUUUCAUAUAUAUUUAUUACUAAGUUGAUAGUUACUUAUUUGCAAAUUAUUCUGUGAAGAACAUAAUCAUUUUGUAGUUUUUUUACUGAACAAAAAUUGCUGAAAUUUAAUAAUUUAUGAUCGUGUACAUACCAAAGAUUAUCGAGACGGUACAUUUACUUAUUUUAUCUGAUUCUUUAAGUAUUUUAAUGGAUGUUUAAACUAAUAUAGUAGUAAAUAAAUUCUUAUCUAAAGUGAAAUAACACUGAAAACGUACAUUUGCUCAAUUGAUGGUUAUCAAUUUUCAUUUUAAUUAGUAAGUGAUAUUCAAAAUGAAAAUAUGUACAUGAAAUGCAAGUUAGUUGAUACCUCUUUUAUAAGAGUGAAAGGAAGUGUGAGAGAAUUGAAAACAGAAUGAGAGAUGAUGUGAGAAUUUAUUGGAAAUAUUGUCAUUGAAGUUAUUAGAGGAAAGCAAGGUAAAGAUCUAAUUUAUAUAAAUGAUUUGAUAAUCUGAGAGGGAUACAAAAUUUUGACAAUCUUUAUUUGAAAAAUUGUUUUAAUUUUGUUUUUGUAACAUUUUUCACAUCAAUACUACAUGUUCAGAAAAUUAGUUUUGAAUUUUAUAUUGCUCAAAUCUUCCAGAAGAGUUUGUACCACUCUUAAUCCUUACCAUUGUAGAGUAUGUUAUGAUGUCAUGACAUAAUUGUAACUUAUAAUUAUAAUUACAACUUAUAUAUUCUGUAUGUUGAUGUGAAAACUUCUUUACACACUUCUUUGACCCCAGUGAAUAAGAUGAUAAAUGAGAUGAUUAGAUAAGUGAUAGAAAUGUGAUAUUAAAUUACUUUUGUUACUAUAGAACAUUAGUAAAAACUAUAUUUGUGAAGGUUUCAUCAGUUUAGGGAUGGAGGGAUGAAGCUCCGAGAGACCCCAUUUGUGUGCACUGGAUAAAUACUACUGUAUUCCCCAAAUCAGCCACUUUAUUUGUUACUGUUAUAAGUUAAAUUCCUUCUGGUUGCUGAGUACAGAAAGAGUAAAUGUGAAUUUUCUAACGUUAUGUAAAUUUAUGAAAUCGUGAAGCCAACUAGAUAAGUAGAGUUGUCUGAUUCUUCACUCUAGAACAAUGACUGGAUAUCGAAGAUUAACAUCAAAUGAGUUGUUUAUUUAUGCUAUAAAAUUAUUUCAACAAUAACUGGAUUAGAAGAUAAGCUGCUUUCCUCACAAAAUUUAGUUUUCACGAGUUAUCAGCUUAUUCACCAGGAUUGAAGAUUUAUUUUCUCGGUGUUAAAUCAUAGUCAAAAUGUUAAGUUACAUACCAACCUUGUUUUCAUUUAUGUAAUUUGUUUAUAGUUUUAUAUUUUUUUAGAUGUAUCAAAUGCAAUGGUUGUGUUACCUAUGUUUAAUAUGUGUGCCUUUGCUGCUAAACACACGAAUAAUCAUUUAAGUAAUGAGAAGCACAAAUGUGAAUAUGAUUUUUGAAAAGUGUCAUGUACCCAAGGCUCUAUAGUUGUACAAAAAUGAUUUCCAUCUGCAGUAUUUUGUAAGUAAGAAAUGGAGAUGAAGUUUGUUUAUUGAAUUAUACAAGCCUUACAUUGUAUUGUUGAUCUUGUAAUUGCCACCCCUUUUUUAUAUUAUUUUAUUAAUGGUUAAUAAAAAUGUUUCAUAGAAUAUAGAAU